AUGGCCGAGGAGGCCAAGAACACAGGGGCGGAAGCGGUACCGACCAACGACAUCGCCGAGGAGAAGACGGCCGCGCCGGCGCCGGAGUCUCCAAUCCUUGGGUCUGAAAUCUCCGUGUGGCGCAGGGCGGCCAGGAGGCUGGCGAGCGUCACCUCCUGGGAGAACUCCAAGGUCGCGGAGAUGGAGGCCGAGCUCAAGAAGAUCCACGAGCAGCUGGAGAUGAAGAAGGCGGCGCAAGCGGAGAAGCUGAAGAACAGCGCGGCGGCGUUUCACAGGGCCGCCGAGGAGAAGCGCGCGGCUGCCGUGGCGCGGCGCGGCGAGGAGGUCAUCGCCGCGGAGGAGGCGGCCGCCAGGUACCGCGCCAGGGGGCAGGCGCCCACCAGGCUCUUCGGCCUCGGGCUCUUCGGCAGGGGGUAG
Messenger RNA from Miscanthus lutarioriparius, 417 nucleotides. The record is from the annotation of a GenBank genome assembly. Lineage: Eukaryota; Viridiplantae; Streptophyta; Magnoliopsida; Poales; Poaceae.